UGUCAGUGCUGGGGUACAGAUACGUGCAGCCUGCAGGCACCACCAUGCUGGCCAUGUCGACGCUGAUGAUGCCGGCACCAACGAUGGCGCUCGGCGCACCGCAGCUGGCGGUCGGCCCGCACCAGAAGCCACCGGAAGCGAAGCUGCUCGCCAUCCAUCCGGCACACACGCAAACGCAAACCACUCCUCAGCAUCAGCUGCAGGCGCAACAGCAGCAGCAGCAGCAGCAGGCGCAACAGCAGCAGCAACAGCAUCAGCAGCAACUUCAGCAGCUGUCUGCAAUAAAGCAAGAGCAUUACCACAUAUUCGUGGGUGAUUUGAGCCCGGAAAUUGAAACGCAAACACUGAAGGAAGCGUUCGCCCCGUUCGGAGACAUAUCUGAUUGUCGCGUUGUUAGGGAUCCUCAAACAUUAAAAUCGAAAGGAUACGGAUUUGUUUCGUUCGUAAAGAAAACGGAAGCGGAAAAUGCAAUUGCGGCUAUGAAUGGGCAAUGGCUUGGUUCGAGGAGUAUUCGAACAAAUUGGGCAACUAGGAAACCGCCGGCUAGCAAAAACGAAAUCAACGCAAAGCCGCUGACAUUUGAUGAAGUGUACAAUCAAAGUAGCCCGACCAACUGCACCGUCUACUGUGGUGGCAUCGGUGGCACUUUGGCUGGCGGUUUGAAUGAAGACAUUUUGCAGAAAACGUUCUCCCCGUUCGGUACCAUACAGGAAAUACGGGUGUUCAAGGACAAAGGCUAUGCGUUCGUAAGAUUCUCGACCAAAGAGGCUGCCACGCAUGCGAUUGUUGCCGUGCACAACUCGGAGAUCAACUCGCAGACGGUCAAGUGUUCGUGGGGCAAGGAAAGUGGCGACCCGAACAAUGCGCCCUCGUUGGCUAGCCAGGCCCUCAGCCAGACUGGGUUUCCGUUUAAUACCGCCUACGGGCAGCAAGUAGCCGGCUACUGGUAUCCGCCGGCACCGGCAUACCCGGCAACACCAGCACCGGCGGCCACACCGCUACAGGGCCAAUUUCUGCAGGGCAUGCAGGGUUAUACGUACGGUCAGUUUGCCGGCUAUCAGCAGGGUUACAUGGGCAUGGGCAUGCAGAUUCCCGGUGCCUGGCCUGCUGUACCAGCGCAGGCGCAGCUACCUACUGCGGCCCAGCAAAUUACGGCCCAGAGCGUUGGCGGUGCAUUGCCCCAAACUGCCGGGGUCGUCGCGUACCCGAUGCAACAGUUCCAGGUGAGCACACCUACAAAUUUAGCUGAAGACGAAUGGUUAGCGCCAAGUCUUCUAGUGUAG
This is a messenger RNA of Anopheles marshallii, 1283 nucleotides long. RefSeq names its product nucleolysin TIAR. Bases 45 to 1283 code for a protein of 412 amino acids. The transcript is spliced from 8 exons. Gene Ontology annotation, molecular function: RNA binding. The record is from RefSeq and is a predicted model, not a curated record. NCBI's taxonomy places the organism in Eukaryota, Metazoa, Arthropoda, Insecta, Diptera, Culicidae.